Messenger RNA from Gongylonema pulchrum, 372 nucleotides. NCBI's taxonomy places the organism in Eukaryota, Metazoa, Nematoda, Chromadorea, Rhabditida, Gongylonematidae. The record is from the annotation of a GenBank genome assembly.
AUGAGUGUCUCAUAUGCGAGGGGCUCUGACGGCUCAACACCCUCUGCAACGAGUACAUUAGCUGGUGCUACCGGACCGAAUUCAUUCGCUUUUCCACCUUCCGGAGGUCGUGGUCGACGAUAUCCAGGCAGUGGUUACGCAUCGCCAGGCUCUCGAUCCAUCGUCAGCAACGGAUCUGUGGAUCGUGUGGGAUGUUUUACAGCUGUCAGGAUGACUGCAGUGGCGAAACUGAAUCGUUAUUUCCGAAGACUUAUUCGUUUCCGGCAAAUGGAUUUUGAAUUUGCGCUAUGGCAAAUGAUUUAUCUGCUUAUCAAACCACAAAAAGUUUACCGCAAUUUCAUGUAUCGUAAACGUUCGUUUUUCAUUUUUUAA